Hippopotamus amphibius kiboko is the source of this 951-nucleotide messenger RNA. Its product is annotated as olfactory receptor 4C16-like. Gene Ontology annotation, cellular component: membrane. The transcript has a single exon. Bases 1 to 951 code for a protein of 316 amino acids. Gene Ontology annotation, biological process: G protein-coupled receptor signaling pathway. Gene Ontology annotation, molecular function: G protein-coupled receptor activity; olfactory receptor activity. NCBI's taxonomy places the organism in Eukaryota, Metazoa, Chordata, Mammalia, Artiodactyla, Hippopotamidae. The record is from RefSeq and is a predicted model, not a curated record.
AUGCAACUGAACAAUAAUGUGACUGAGCUCAUUGUGCUUGCGUUGACACAAGAUCCCUUUAGGAAGAAAAUUGUGUUUGUCAUUUUCUUGAUUUUCUAUUUGGGGUUAUUGCUGGGUAACUUGCUGAUUAUUGCUACCAUCAAGACCAGCCGGGCACUGGAGAGUCUAAUGUACCUCUUCCUUUUCCACUUAUCCUUAUCUGAUGCCUGCUUCUCUACUUCGAUAGCACCUAGGAUGAUUAUGGAUGCCCUUUUGAAGAAGACCACUAUCUCUUUCAGUGAGUGCAUGAUCCAAGUCUUUACAUUCCAUUUCUUUGGCUGCCUGGAGAUCUUCAUCCUAAUCCUCAUGGCUGUAGACCACUGUGUGGCCAUCUGUAAACUCCUGCACUACACGACCAUCAUGAGUCAUCGAGUCUGUGGUGUGCUAAUGGUCCUGGCAUGGAUGGGGUCCUGUGUGCAUUCUUCAGCUCAGAUUUUUCUAGCCUUGAGUCUACCUUUCUGUGGUCCCAAUGUGAUUGAUCACUAUUUUUGUGACUUUCAGUCUUUGUUGAAACUUGCCCAUACAAACAACUAUGUGACCAACCACCUCCUGGUGUCCAACAGUGGGGCCAUCUGCACAGUGAAUUUUGUCAUGCUGAUGUUCUCCUAUGCUAUCAUCUUGCAUUCUCUGAGAAACCACAGUGCUGAAGGGAGGAAAAAAGCCCUCUCUACCUGCAUCUCCCACAUUAUGGUGGUCAUCUUGUUCUUCCGUCCUUGCAUAUUUAUAUACACAUGCCCUGCAACCACCUUCUCCACAGAUGAUAGCUGUGUUUUACACAAUUGGAACAUUGUGUUUUACACAAUUGGAACACCUUUGUUCAACCCUCUGAUUUACACACUGAGGAAUGCAGAAGUGAAAAAUGCCAUGAGGAUGUUAUGGAGCAAGAAGUUGGUCUCAAAUGAUGGAAGAUGA